UCCUCCUUUUCCAAGAUGUCGGUGUACGGGCCAGUGGUGAAAAUUCACCCCGUCGUUCUCUUUUCUAUCUGCGACUCUUAUGAGCGGAGAAAUGAGGGAGCGAGUCGUGUUAUCGGGACCCUUUUGGGUACCAUUGACAAGCACUCUAUUGAAGUGACCAACUGCUUCUCUGUCCCUCACAAUGAGUCUGAAGAUGAGGUUGCAGUAGACAUGGAGUUCGCUAAGAACAUGUACGAGCUCCACAAGAGGGUGUCACCCACCGAGGUCAUCAUCGGAUGGUAUGCCACAGGCUUUGACAUCACAGAACACUCAGUGCUCAUUCAUGAGUACUACAGCCGCGAGGCCACCAACCCCAUUCACCUGACAAUGGACACAGCACUGCAGAGUGGCAAGAUGAACAUCCGCGCUUACGUCAGUGCGCAGAUGGGUGUACCAGGAAAGACGGUUGGUGUGAUGUUCACCCCGCUGACUGUGAAGUAUAUCUACUAUGACACCGAGAGGAUAGGCGUGGACCUUCUGCAGAGGACACGUAUCCUUCCGAGUCGCACCAAGGGGUUAACCUCUGAUCUGUCCCAGGUGGCUGGCUCUGCAGCCAGGGUCCAGGACAUGCUGACCACUGUGCUUGCAUACAUUGAGGAUGUGCUGUCUGGCAAAGUGACAGCGGAUAACAGCGUGGGCCGCUUCCUGAUGGACCUGGUUAACAAGGUCCCCACCAUCCCAGCCGAGGACUUUGAGAACAUGCUCAAUUCCAACAUCAACGACCUGUUGAUGGUGACCUACCUGUCCAAUCUCACCCAGCACAGAUUGCUCUAAAUGAGAAGCUGGUGCUGCUCUGAGGGGAUUUCAUUGAAGUGAUUCAUAUUUAAUUUUUGUACACUUUUUUUUUUUUGGCUGAGUUAAAUAAAGACGUUAAACAGUCA
Plectropomus leopardus (leopard coralgrouper) is the source of this 920-nucleotide messenger RNA. RefSeq names its product eukaryotic translation initiation factor 3, subunit F (gene eif3f). Gene Ontology annotation, molecular function: translation initiation factor activity; translation initiation factor binding; metallopeptidase activity. Gene Ontology annotation, cellular component: eukaryotic translation initiation factor 3 complex, eIF3m. NCBI's taxonomy places the organism in Eukaryota, Metazoa, Chordata, Actinopteri, Perciformes, Serranidae. Gene Ontology annotation, biological process: translational initiation. The record is from RefSeq and is a predicted model, not a curated record.